Amoebophrya sp. A120 is the source of this 3622-nucleotide messenger RNA. The record is from the annotation of a GenBank genome assembly. NCBI's taxonomy places the organism in Eukaryota, Dinophyceae, Syndiniales, Amoebophryaceae.
AGGGACGACUUUUGGCAUGAUGUUCAGAAUUUAAGUUUUCCGCAGCAACGCUAUGUUGCAAGACGUAUAGAUCAUUUUGUUUUUGCCUCUGUGAAGAUUUUUGCGCCACAUAUAGGUUAGGAUGAAACCAAGCGUGAUUUACUUCGAGAAGUUGUAGCCUAUGGGUAUGCCCGAGCUAGAUCCACCGCACGCCGAUCAAAUGAUCUAGAAUGUUCGCCAGUGAGAACGAACAUCGGCGGGAGAGGUGGCUAUUUUUGCGCCUUUAUGCAGCAUGAGGGAGCAGCACCAGCAAGAAGAUGUAGAUGACCCGCAAAGAACCCCAGCGGCAGGCCCUGUCACAAGAACUACCUCCGCGUGUUGUCCACUGUGGCUCGGGCUGUUUCUGACCAUCGGGGCGGUCCUCCUGCUCGCGGGUACCGCCGUUACGGUCGCGGUAGUGGUCAUAAACGCGCAAGACCGCAGUGCCGCGAAACAGGAAAACAUCUCCCCCCACACGGGAGUCAUUGGCAGCACUCCCAUUUUUGUUUCGAGCCCUAGCGGCGCCGGCGGAGGAGUAGGGGGUAGAAAUAUCUCUUCCACAUCGGGAGGAACACCUCGACCGACAGGAAACCAUACUAGAAUUUCUACCGGUUUAUUGCCGAAUCCGGUUCCCGGUCCUGGAAGAAGCGCGGGUGCACUAGGUAAUGCGAGUCGACGUCCACCGGCACCGCCACUACAAGCUGGCGGGGCCCCGCCCGGUUCGCAAAGUAACUCAAACUCUCUUCCGCCGACCCCUCGAGCUGCAGCUGCACAGCGGUCAUCCUGGCGGCACCCGGAGGUGGAGAUCUUAGCAGGCAAAACGCACGUCUGGCCAUUGGUGUACGUGAACGGGUUUGGGAAUGUGAACGCACAAUCCAGUUUUGGCAUGAAAUCCGCGUUUGGAUUGAAAAUCGACAUCGGGACGUUCCCCGCCGCCGCCCCCCACGCGUUCGAAGGCAAAACUGUCCUCUUGGACACGGGCGGGGCGGUGCAGAAUCUCUUCCGACUGCGGGUUGUAUCUGCGGGGGGUGGUGGUGACACUGACUCUGCCACCGGAGUCGUGUCUAGCUUCACCUCGUCCACGAAGGAAGCUCUGGAUGUGUAUGCCAUGCACCGGGUGGUCCAGGGAUCUUCGCAGGCUUGCCCUUCUGGCACGGCGGCCGUCCGGUGCACCUACGUCGGCGGGAACUUCGAGGGCCGGGCAUGGAAGGACGUCUGGAGAGUAAACAGGAGCGGAGGAGGCGGGGAAGGGCAAAAUAAUAAUGAUAAUAAUAAUCCGCAGAACCAGAAUGAUCACGCUGGACAAGCACAAGUAGCAAACCGUGGCGGGGGCACCGGCUUCUUGCAGCAAAUAAGCCCACAGACAGCCACAAUUUUACCCGACUUGGAUCUGCGGACAGGAAGUGCGAGUAGCGUGAUCGCGGCAAGCGGAGAGCUGCAAAGGCUUUUUCAACAGCAAAAUACCAGUUCCAACUACACGUGGGGAGAGAAACUCGGGAACGUGCCCAAGCUUGCCGUGGUGCACGACGCCGCCGCCCCCGACCCGGUCCUCGGGUGGGACGGCAUCUUCGGGCUGGGCUUCCCCUCCGAGCGGCUUGGCCGCCAGCCCUCGUCGCGGAAGAACGCGGCGAGUCUGCUGGACCAGUUCGCCCUGGACGCGUUGAACCGGGGCAACAGCGAGAACCAGGUCUUCAGCUUUCAGGUGGCCAACGAGAAUUUCGACGAGAGCAACAGCAAUGCAAAUGCGACAGCAGGAGCAUCAACACCUUCAACCGUCGGAGGUCCGUGGUCGCGCAACCCGGUGUUUGUGCUGAACGGAAAACCGCGGGAGGAAAGACUUCUCCGUUUUCCCGUGGCGGAGCAACUGCAGCGCCGCGACUCGUUUCCCUGGUACGAACCGGGCUUUCUGUUCCGUACACUGUGGGACCCGUCGGAUGGUGUGGAUUUUUACCGAAGGGCGCGUAGUACUUCUACAGCCGCGAGGUUAUCAAUACACGAGCAGUUUUACACGGACCUGGAGGCCCCAUCGCUCGGCACCUACGACAGGAUCAAAGCCACGCGGAAGUUGCUCCGCCGGUUUCUGCGGGAGAAAGACCGCCUUCAAGAAGAGUUCUACCACCGCAGAAUCCGCGCCGGGCGCACCCCGCUGCGGCGGGGCGUGGGCGGGAAGCCACUUUUAGCGGAUAGCACGCUGAAGAACUUCUUCGACUUUCGCGGGUCCGAGUGGCAACUGUACGUGCGGAAGGUGAGAAUUGGGGACGAGGUGUUUGAUGCGCGGGAGGACCGUUUGGUCUUUGAUGACCAAGCGGAUAAUAAUUCACCGCCCACGACGUCGAGUAUCCAGGAACAACAACCGGGAACAUCAAGUCGUCGCCAUGCUGAUGCCCCGGGGGCAGUACCACCAGCGUCCCGCCGCCUCCGCGAGCCGGCGCAAAACCGACUCUACGCUUUUUUCCCGCCACUGGUGGAGUGGAGCUACCGGGGGCUGGACGUUGUAGAACCGUCGGGAAAUGGACAAACGAACGUCGGCAACAGUAGUACAUCAUUUUCUCCUGAUGUCAACAGGUUUGUGACCACCUUGACGCCGGAAAAGAGGGAGUUUCGGCCCUCAACGCUGUACCGGAACCAGCGCCCGGAAACUGAGGACGACCAGCAUUCACACCGAGAUAAGCGGUACAAAGUCAUGCUGGAUUCCGGCUGGUCGGUCCUCGGUCUGGCCCGCCCACUGUAUGAGGUAUUCGAGCGCAAGCUCGCGGACUUCAACCAGCGCAACGGACACGCGGCGCGCGACUGCCCGGCCGACGGACCGGAGAUAGCCUUUGAGCUGGAGGAAAAGAGGUCCAAUAUGUUCCAUUGGUUCACGCUUACCGGCGCCGACUACUGCUACUGCCACGGCAGCCGGGUCCCGAAUCGCCCCCUCUCCAGGCAGCACUGUGUCGACAAACUUCGCCACACGCAGUCGCUCGCACUCAUGCUCGGCGUCCCUUUCCACCGGGCCUAUUACGUGGGCUACGACUACGGGAAUCGGGAGAUCUUGCUCCCCAGAAGGGUGUAGAAAUGAUGAAAAGAACAAAGAAAUCGCGACUACCUUAAUUGGUGACGAUUUUUUCGCCUAUGAUAACCCUCCACCGCUAAUCUUAAUCAGCGAAGGCUUCAAUUUUUCCAAAGUACGAAGGUUGAAAACGCGAGGAGGGGCAUGGCGUAUUUGUGAAAAAGGUUAUGUAUACAUAGAAUCUUUGAAAAAAUAAAAAAUCAAAACGUUUAACACCGAGAACAACUUCUACGCUGGCGACUAGAAUAUAGCGCAGUGUCGCAUAAAAUUACGGCUACUCACUUACCAAAGGACAUGCAGCCAGGACAUUAGCGGAUCUACUGUGCGAGCCUGUACACUUCGGCUUCUUUUGUACAAUUAGACUUAGGCUUUUUUCCCCACAGCAGGACAACACGCAGCGCUUCAGAUUUUUGUACAAUGAGUCUUUUGUUGCUUUCACUUCUACCAGAAGCACAAAAGUUGCCAAGCCCAAACUUUCUGUAACGACUUUAUCUUCGUCUUUCCAGGGAAGACGUGUUUUGAUGUAGAAUGACGCAGAAUGAAAAGAAGUAC